CGAAUGAAUCAGACAGCCAUGACAAAAGACACUGUUAUCCUAUCUGAGUAUGUAAGUUAUGUAUAAAAGGCUUGUGCAACGUUAUCUUGGGAACUCAGACAAAUAUGGGGUUGUAUAGAGCGGUUAUACUUGUUGCAACUGCGCUAGUUUUUGUGGUUAACAUCGCUCAAGCAGACGUCUGCAAAGGGCGAAGCACGGUGGUGGAAAUCAAAAUACCUAACCGUACAAACGUCACAAUACAGUAUCCAAAUCAAAAUAAUCCUGUGGAAUUCGUGCCCUAUCCGUACCAACAGCCAGGCAGUUCAAAUAAACCUGAAUGCUAUACAUGUCGAGGAUCUAAAUGUCAGAGAUGUAAUAAAGUUGACCAAAAUGCCCAUUACAGCAGACCGCCAUCUUACACGAAAACUAAUAUAAUAAUAGAUCUUACCAAAGAUAAUUCUAAGAAACCAUCACAAAAUGGAAAAGACGGUAACGUUAAGAAUGGAACAGUCAUCAUUUUGCAAGACGAUAAUAAAGCAUCUAGCACUAGUGGUUCCUCAGCUAAAGGGGGCAAAGGAUUAUCGGCGACGAGCUCAGCGUCAACAUCAAUAUCCAAUACUGACAUAGUUGCUUCUCUAAAUGAAAAGGAGAGCGUUGGCACAUCUAAACCGGGUAAUACAGAAGACAUUUAUGUAUUAGAUGCUUCCAAGUCUGUUUCAGCCUCCUUAUCAAGUGCUUCUGCUGGUGAAAAACCAAAUAAAGAUCAAUCACACCCAGCUAAGCACCCGUCCCCUUCACAACCGUCUAAGCACCCAACUGCGGAACAUCCAGCCCCGCCGCAACAUCCGUCUGAGCCAAACAAAGGAUCGCCAUCACCCCAACAUCCAGGUUCAACGUCCCCUCAUCAAGGAUCGCCAUCAAACCAUGAACCAUCUUCACCUUCAAAGGACCAAUCGUCUUCGCCCGAUCAGGGUUCGCCAACAAAUCAACCAAGCCAACAUGAUCAACACAAACAUGAGAUAAAAACAGAAGUAGAUGCUGAAGCAAAAGCGAAAGCAUCAUCAACCAAUGACUAA
This is a messenger RNA of Vanessa tameamea, 1055 nucleotides long. RefSeq lists its product as uncharacterized. The record is from RefSeq and is a predicted model, not a curated record. The coding region runs from base 105 to 1055 and encodes 316 amino acids. Lineage: Eukaryota; Metazoa; Arthropoda; Insecta; Lepidoptera; Nymphalidae. The transcript has 2 exons.